Messenger RNA from Pestalotiopsis fici W106-1, 723 nucleotides. RefSeq lists its product as uncharacterized. Gene Ontology annotation, cellular component: membrane. The transcript has 3 exons. The record is from RefSeq and is a predicted model, not a curated record. Lineage: Eukaryota; Fungi; Ascomycota; Sordariomycetes; Amphisphaeriales; Sporocadaceae. Gene Ontology annotation, biological process: intracellular calcium ion homeostasis; calcium ion transmembrane transport. Gene Ontology annotation, molecular function: calcium:proton antiporter activity. Bases 1 to 723 code for a protein of 240 amino acids.
AUGCUCAAUCUGCUUCUUAUUCCGGGCUUUUGCUGCUUUAUAGGCGGCAUGGUUAAUUUACGAGAUGUGUAUGGAAACGGAUACGAACAAGCCCUAAGCACCCAGGGGCUGGAAGCCUGCUAUCCCCAGCUUAUGCUUGCCACUGCUGUGCUCCUAGUGCAUGAGUUUUCGUUCCAUAGCGGAGACACAGCACGCGAUGAUUCCGUUCGAGUAUUGUCACUCAUCGCCGCCGCCGCUCUGUUAACGACAUUCGUAUUCUAUCUCUGGGUUCAGCUAAAGACGCACGAUUCAGUUUUCAACAACUACAGCACGCAGCCUCCCGAGGAGGAUAGCGUUAUAGCCUAUCAAAACUCAGAGGAAGACGAGGAAGACGAGGAAGACGCAACCUUACUUUCGCCUGUAGCCGCAUGGAUUGUCUUUCUCAUGAUGACGGCAACAUUUGCCUUUUGCGCACAACGUAUGAUGUCUGCCAUAUAUAACUCUCCAUCGGGACACUAUGUUAACAGGAACCUUCUCGGCUUUAUCGUCAUUCCAUUUAUACGCUACUUUACCCUUGGUUUUACAGCUGUAGUCGUUGCCAUUAAGGAUAAGACACAUUUGGCAAUAGGCUUGGCUCUUGGAGCCACUAUCGACAUGAGCUCUUUCGAAACCCCAAUAUUGAUCAUUCUCAGUCAGCAACUCAGCCACAAACCGCUCACAUUGGAUUUUCCAGCUUGUAUGUAA